AUGAAGAAAGAGCAAGUGAUUUUGAUGUUAUGCACAAUUGUGAUAGCAAUCCCAUUGGUUCAAAGUGUUUCUGAAGGGCCAAAAGCAGUGCAAAAUUGGUUCAAGGAGCUCCCACUCAAAAAACAAAAGUCUACAAACCUACAUUUUUUUUUUCAUGACACCAUCGCCGGACCAGGUCAAACUGCAUAUCAAGUAUUCGACUCAAACAUCACCUCAACCAGCAUGAGCCAAUUUGGUCUUGGCUUCAUGUUUGACAACCCUCUAACCGUUGAUCCGGAAGCAAGCUCCAUGAGGAUCGGUAGGGGCCAAGGGCUAUUUGGAUCAGCAUCCUUGGAAGUACCACGGUUUCUUAUGAACUUGAACUUUGUGUUUACAGAAGGGACUUUCAAUGGUAGCACCCUACAGGUUCUUGGCACUAACCCUAUCUUGAGUCAGGUUCGUGAAAUGUCUGUUGUUGGUGGUACAGGCGUUUUCCGACUAGCUCGUGGGAUUGCCACUGCUCAGCCGUAUUUCCGUAAUGAUACGUCGACUAUUCUUGAAUUUGAUCUUGUCGUGCUUCAUUAUUAA
Molecule: messenger RNA, 567 nt
Organism: Lactuca virosa
Lineage: Eukaryota; Viridiplantae; Streptophyta; Magnoliopsida; Asterales; Asteraceae
Source: the annotation of a GenBank genome assembly